UGGGCGGGGAAUGUGGCUGGUAAUCUGGCAGCCUCCGAGAGAGAAGAUUAAAAAUGCCAGAGCCAUUUAACAGAUGGUUAGCUGUUGAAUUCUGACACUUCUUUUAAAUAGCUUCCUGCACCAAGGUCUCCACUGGGAAGAAUUCAGGAAAAAUAGCAGUGGAGAAGAGAGUCAACACAUGUACCAUGGCUAUACCUAUAACAGUGCUUGAUUGCGAACUCUUACUGUAUGGCCGAGGUCACCGGACAUUGGACCGUUUUAAGUUGGAUGAUGUGACCGAUGACUACUUGAUGUCCAUGUAUGGGUUUCCUCGACAGUUUAUUUAUUACUUGGUGGAGCUCUUGGGAGUGAGUCUUUCUAGACCUACUCAGAGACCCAGGGCUAUUAGCCCAGAGACACAGAUCCUCGCAGCACUGGAUUUCUAUACGUCAGGCUCCUUCCAGACUUGGAUGGGCGAUGCUAUAGGAAUCAGCCAGGCAUAUAUGAGUCGAUGUGUUGCCAACGUCACCCAAGUGCUUGUGGAAAGGGCCUCGCAGUUCAUUCGCUUUCCAGCUGACAAAGCCUCCAUUCAGGCUCUGAAGGAUGAAUUCUAUGGGUUGGCUGCGAUGCCAGGGGUACUAGGAGUGGUUGAAUGUAUCCAUGUGGCAACCAAGGCACCAAAUGCUGAAGAACUCUCCUACGUGAACCGCAAAGGUCUGCAUUCUUUAAACUGCCUGAUGGUGUGUGACAUCAGAGGCGCACUAAUGGCUGUGGAAACAAACUGGCCAGGCAGCCUGCAGGACUAUGCUGUGCUGCAGCAGUCUUCUCUCAGUAGCCAGUUUGAAGCUGGCAUGCACAAAGAGAGCUGGCAGCUUGGAGACAGUUCUUCCUUUCUCCGUACCUGGCUUAUGACACCACUUCACAUUCAUGAAACUCCAGCUGAAUAUCGCUAUAAUGUGGCCCAUUCUGCAGCUCACAGUGUGAUUGAGAAGAGUUUCCGAACCCUCUGCUUCCGAUUCCGCUACCUGGGUGGGUCCAAGGGGGCUCUACAGUACUCACCAGAGAAGUCCAGCCACAUCAUCUUGGCUUGUUGUGUCCUCCACAACAUCUCCUUGGAGCAUGGAAUGGAUAUUUGGUCCUCUCCAAUGACAGGACCCAUGGAACAACCCCCUGAGGAAGAGUAUGAGCACAUGGAGUCCCUGGGCCUAGAGGCUGACCGGAUCCGUCAGGAGCUGAUAUUCACUCAUUUUAGCUAAUGUGAAAGGUGGGAGCGGGGACGGAAACUUCCCAGAAGGAGCUAUGACAAACUUUCUGCUUCACCAGCCUCUACACAGUACCAUCAUCUAGCAUAACUAAGUGUGGACACUUGUCACAAAUUUACAUUUAAUCUGUGUGUUUUUUAGAAGAGUUGUGGCUAUACCAGAACAUUUUGAUUCAUUUGUAUUUCUAUUAUUAUUAACUGAAAAACUAGGACAACACUUCCCUACUAUGCAUUGAACUCCAGGUUGAGCCUCAAUUACUUGACAGCACACUGGUUGCGGACAUUUAUGAUUGUGCCUAUAAGCAAAGGAGAAGAUGGCAUCUAGCCAGAACACUUUCUUUCUGUUUCAAUUAUCUGGAGAUUUCAAAUGAAAACAAUAUUUAUUUUUCCUGAAUUAUUUGGGUGGCAUUUUAGCUUUUCUACUUUGCUAGAUAGGCAUAAUUUGAGGCAAGUGUAAAAAGUACUAUAGCCGGCUGGUGUGGCUCAGUGGUUGAGCAUCAAUCCACGAACUAGGAAGUUAACAGUUGCUUUCUGGUCAGGGCACAUGCCCGGGCUGUGAGCUUCAUUCCCAGUAGGAAGUGUGCAGGAAGCAGCCAAUCAAUGAUUCUCAUCAUUAAUGUUACUAUCUCUCCUUCUCCCUUCUUCUCUCUCU
Pipistrellus kuhlii (Kuhl's pipistrelle) is the source of this 1892-nucleotide messenger RNA. Its product is annotated as putative nuclease HARBI1. The coding region runs from base 186 to 1235 and encodes 349 amino acids. The transcript has 2 exons. The record is from RefSeq and is a predicted model, not a curated record. Lineage: Eukaryota; Metazoa; Chordata; Mammalia; Chiroptera; Vespertilionidae.